GUAAUGGAUGCUUGAUAGUCUGAAGGAUCUGCUCCUGUGUAUCUACUAUUCUUUGUUCUUUGAAUGCCCUCCAUUUGCCUGGAUGGGUACAGCACUAACAAUAUUCAAGCUCAAUGCCAUGUCAAAUAAAGCAGCCCUCAAAUUGCUGGCAAUCGCUAUCUUAAAGUGUACUCCUGUACCAGCGCAUAGUGGCAGCAGUGUGUGCAACCUUGAAUCUACUUUAACAGAAUCUCCUGAAGCUGAAAAUGCUUGUAUCCAGGUCAGCAAGAACGUGUGGACCUGUAAAUGUUCAGAGCAGAACAUUGCUAGUAUUUUAUAGAAAAACCAACUGCUGAGUUCAACCUUUGUGACCUUACUUCCUUACCAUGACUAUCCACUCAGCUGGAAAUCAGCUUGUCAGAAUCUUAAGACUGUGCAGCUUUUUCUCCCAUAGAUGUGUGUUAACUGGUGUUCGAAGCCAUGUGACUUGCAUCCAAACAUACAGGUUUGCACCAGUGAGGAGACAAAAUGGCUUUCUCUACUGUCUAGGAAAUUGUUUGGAUUUAAAAUCAGACCGAUUCCAUUCAUCUGAAAAGACAGAAUAUCACAUUCCUGCAGCAGUAAUAGAAAGAGAGCCAGAAGAUGGGAAUAUCUACAGCAGCGAGAUUAAUGGUGUAUCUCGUCCUUCUGAUGGUCAUUUAUCAAAAAGGGCAAUCAUACAAAAUCUGGAGCCUCUUGAAGAGGAAUUUGUUACUGAACAGAAAAACCUUUCAUCAGCUGAAAGGAUAAAACCUUUGGAAAAAUUCUUUGACAGGCUUCAGAUGUGCACCUCCCCCAGCGAUGUGCUAGACCUAUAUAAAGAAUCCACAAUGACCUGGAAACAGGUCAGCAAUUGCCUGAUGACCAUGUGGAAGACUACCAAAAAGAUGUCAGAGGAUCAAAAGCGAUAUGAGCAGAAGCUGAUGUUUGAGCAUCCUGUCUUUGAGAAGAUCUGCCAGCAGACACUAAAGGAAGCUCAGUUAAUGAGUUGCAGUGACUUGUCAUAUAGUCUCUUCGCCUUGGUAAAGAUUGGAGUGUCGCAGAAUAGCCGGCUCAUUCAUACCCUGCUGAGAGUGAUCCAGGAGCGUCUGAAUGAAUUUGAUGAGAGGUCUCUCUCAGUGCUGUCUAGUUGUGUGAAGAACAUGGAAGACAACAAGAGUGUAAAUGCAUUGCGAGUAGGCCUGAGGCUUCUUGUAGAGCUACGCAUUCCAGUGAUCAAGAGAGUGAUGGCCCUGCAGACCAUGAUGAGAUGUAUUGGUCAAGACGCCCCACUGCCUCUUAAGAAAAAGCUGGAAAACAAAGCAAUCUCUUUGCUGAAUGAGUUCACCCUUCCCAAUUGUCAAUACAUGUUCGUCACUUUGGCAGCCAUGGACCACCGGUCACUUCCACUCCUAGAGACCUGCAGCAACAGGAUUAUUGAGAAUAUCCACAGCAUCCCGUUUUGGCGUCUUGUGCACAUUUUGCAGUCGUGCAAGGAUCUCCAGUACCGCAGCCCCGCUCUACUGAGUGCUAUUGGCAACCAUGUGGCAGCCAGCCUGGCGAUCUGGCAGGUUAAACAGCUAAUUCUGUUCCUAGUGCUGUUUUCGGAGCUCGGCUUUCGCCAUAUCGAGUUGAUGAAUGCAUUUGCACAAAUUAUACUGGCAAAGUCUGAAUCCCUAACUUUGAAGGAUGUGCUGUCAGUGCUUCGUGUGUAUUCCUUCCUGAACCAUCGACCAGAUGAGGGUUGGAUCAAGCAAUUCCUACAGACUUUAAGUGAUGUGUUUGAGUUGUAUUUGUCGAAGUGCUCUUCGCAGGAUCUUCUCCGUGGUGUUUAUUCUUUGUGUCUGAUGCGCCACUAUCCCCAGGUUGCUCUGAACCAACUGUUCCAGGAUGACGUUCUAAAUGAACUUUGCUCAUCAGCCAGUGCCUACUGUGAAGUGAACGAGCAGAUGCUUCAGUGCAUCAAUCUGUGCUUGGAGUUAGAAAAUCCAUCCUUCAUCAGGCCGCCGGUAAAUACCACAGUUGUCAAUCCCUCAUUGUCCAGUCAUUCGGUAAAUGCAGAGCUGCAGAAAACAAUGGACACCAUUUUGGGCGACAGCAGCCUGUACCAGCAGGGCUUGAUGUUGAAAAACUUCCUUUUUAUAGAUUAUGUGAUUGCUUUAGACCAAAAGAGUAAGAAUGUGGUCCCCAUUCCUCAGGAUGAUGAGAUUGGCAGUGACAGUGACAGUGACAUACAGCGAGUGGCUGUGCUUUGUGCUCCAGUAUCUGCCUUUUGCUUUGGCACGUCUCACCCCAAAGACAGGUUGGCAAUGAAGAUUCGACAUCUCAAGGUGCUCGGGUACCAUGUGGUAUUGGUCUCAGAACACGAGUUCGGGAAGCUAUCUGAAGACGAACGAGUUGGGUUCCUGAAGAAUGCCAUCUUCACUGAAUGAGUGGGUGGUGAGAAUCAGUGCCACUAGCAUCGAGGGAACAAAACAAAGGAAUUGAUUGCUCCUGGAGGCUCUGCUCCUUUCAACUGGUCUGUGCUGCUAUUGCGCCUGCGAGAACAGAUAUUCCAAAAUUGAACUAAAUUGUUGCUUAUCCUGAAACUGUGGAUUCGCAUUGAUCUCCAGUUCAGACCGAAAUGUGAAGGGAUAUACUCCACUUACUUUUAUAAUCAUGUGUGAGACAGAUUUAGUGAAUCAGCUGAACUUCUUUUUGGUGAGAUAGUAAAUUUCAUCUGGGAGCAUAGCAUCACGUGGUCUGUAGAACACUGCACUGCACAGAAUCCUUUUGAUCGUAACACUUUUUAUGUUGCUGUGUAGAGUAAUGAUAAAGUCUAGUCUGAAGCCACUGUUUGGACCUUGUGUACAUCCAAGUGUUAUUAUACUUCACCAGCUGCGUAAAGAUGCUGUUGGUGAUUGAUGUAUUUACAUGAUUGUAAGGACUUGGGAGAAGCAUGUUGCGUUGCUGUUGCAUUUAGCCAAAUUUCAAAUCCCGAAACACCAUCCCAUGCCCAAGAGUCAGCUCUUAAGCCAUGUGUCGAAGAUCGCCAACAUAGUGAGCUUGUCCUCCUUUUGUAGUGUGUCCAGUUCCUUCAAGAAUUUGUCUCUGAUUCUCUCAGGACUACUUGCUGCUGGAGCUUAUGUAUGGACGAUUGUAUUAUGAUCUGAUCACCCCAGUUGUUACAGGAGGUUAACACCAGACUAGUCUGAAUCUCAACAGGAACCUAGCUGGAUAGAUUGUAAUUUUUUUGUAUUUUUAUGACCAAAGUGAUCGUUUACUAUAGUAUAAGCAUGCAAUGUUGCAGUCUUUGUUUUAAAAAAUAAAGCCAAACAAAAGUUAGUUAACAACACAAGUUAAGAGUGCUUUUCAGCAUGGAUUGACAAUGAAAGUCAGAAUCUGGAAAGUUUUCCCCAAUUCCCCUCCAGGUAGUUCCUGAGGAACUCUUGCUUGGGAUUGUAUUGUUUUUAAACAGGGAAUGUUCACGCCAAACACACAGACAAAUGCAUUUGUUCAACUUAAAUCCCAAGAAAACAAACUUGCAAUAAACAAUAUUAAAAUAUAA
Messenger RNA from Stegostoma tigrinum, 3544 nucleotides. It is a transcript of the gene fastkd2, whose product is annotated as FAST kinase domains 2. Gene Ontology annotation, cellular component: ribonucleoprotein granule; mitochondrial matrix. Bases 366 to 2429 code for a protein of 687 amino acids. NCBI's taxonomy places the organism in Eukaryota, Metazoa, Chordata, Chondrichthyes, Orectolobiformes, Stegostomatidae. The record is from RefSeq and is a predicted model, not a curated record. Gene Ontology annotation, molecular function: RNA binding. Gene Ontology annotation, biological process: mitochondrial RNA processing; regulation of mitochondrial mRNA stability. The transcript is spliced from 12 exons.